Molecule: messenger RNA, 2694 nt
Organism: Kazachstania africana CBS 2517
Lineage: Eukaryota; Fungi; Ascomycota; Saccharomycetes; Saccharomycetales; Saccharomycetaceae
Gene: CRT10
Product: Crt10p
Exons: 1
Coding region: 1-2694 (897 amino acids)
Source: RefSeq, a predicted model, not a curated record
AUGAAUGAACCAUUUUCCCAGUGGCUAGUUUCUCGACACAUCUCUUAUAAAGUAGAGAAUGUCACAGAAACCUAUGACUGCGAGGUCUUUGCUUCAAAUGGUAGUCACAUUCUUCCUCAUUCAGUACCUAUGAAGCAUUAUUAUGUGGAUAGAAGAAGACAAUCAAAUGAUUUCCCACCUCAGGUAAUGGACACAAUUGACAAUUAUCUCAAUGAUUUGGAAUCCUAUGCAGUUGAAAAAGCCAAUGUUCUCAAUGAUAACGGUGAACCCAUAGUAGAAUCUAUUCUUCAAAAUGGUAGAGGUGAUUUUGAACCGGUCUGGUCUGAUUCAAGAAUACAGAGCCCUGCAGAUCUCCUAUUACCAUUAAAUCAUAAAUUGAAAGUUGAAGAAAUAAAUCCUCCGGCAAAUAGUGUUUUUUGGUCCCCUUCAAUUAGCAGUAAUAAUUUAUCUUUUAAAAACAAUCUAUUUGUAAUUUACGGUAGCUUAUCAUUCAUCGUGAAAGAUUUUUUGGUGGAGAUACAUAGAUUGGAUGAACCUUUUGACUCCUUUACGAAUGGUCCGAAAUGUGCCCUCUUUGUUGUUCACUGGAAUAUCUUAAUGUCAAACGAAACCUUACACUUGUUAGACGGAGAUAGAGUUGCACAACCCAGUCUGAACCUUAGACAUUCAAUCAACUUCAUCAAAGUUAGUAAAUUCUGGAAUAAAGAUGUUAUUUCAAUAUGUCUAGACAGAGGUAUGGUUCUAAUCUACGAUUUGGAAUCAGUUGCUAACGAGUUCAAUGAGUAUCUAAAAAAGGCUUCUAGAGAUAGUGUCUGGAAUUUCUUAACUACAAAACCACUAGCAGUAUUCAAAACGCCCGACAGUUGCUGGAGCGUUGACAUCAUUUGUACAGAUAAGGUCACCGUGGUAGCGGCUGGCCAUAAUGGGCCCGGUGUCAGUGUAUUCAUAUACGACAGGUUUGAAAAUAACAAACUGUAUGCAUACGAAAUACCGUCUGAACAUAAUGUGCCAUCCGUGAACUUCAUACCUGGAUAUCUUAGUAGUGACGGAUUUGUGACACUAUCCUAUGCAUCUAUCUAUGGUAAUGUUACGACAGUUAAGAUCAAUACUUCAAAAUUUCCCAACAAUGAUAUUGAAGUAAAGUUUUUAGACACGCAGUUUUUUGGCGAAUAUUGCUGGACAGUGACACCAGUUCACAAAUCACAUUUUGCAAAAGUUCCAAUUUUUGAACUGUUAAACUUAAAUUUCAAGCAGCAAGCAAAAAAAUCAGUUCUAUAUUCCGUUGUUUUAGAUGGUUCCAUCCUGAAACACCAACCCUCUAGUAUUUGCAAUUCGGGGAAUUUUGGGAUAGGCACUUUAACAACUCAAAUACCGGUACCUACAGCUGCAUUAUCUUGGAGAUGUCGGGAAGGGUUGCACGAAGAUAUGAUUUGCUUAAGAUUUACGACGUUCGAUGACCUUGGAAAAAAAUCAUAUGCUAGAUUGAUUCCAGAUCCAGAUAGAGAUGAAACAGAUCCAAUUAUGAUUAUCAAUCAUAGAGAAGCUCAUUCUUGGGAGAGAGUGAUCUUAGAUUUACCAGAUGAUACUUUCAAGCAGUCCUUUUUUGACGAACAUUCUCAAUGGAUUGCAACCUGCUAUAGUGACGAAGAUAAAAAAAAUAACGAUAAAUGGUGGAAUUCUAAAUUCACGAUCAGAUCAUCAACGAUAGAAAACUCAAGCUACGGCCCACAAUUCAAGUUUACAACUCUAGAAGAUGAAGUAAGGAGUAUAGAAGCAAAGUUACUUUCAAAAUCGCAUGAAAUCAAAUAUGCUCUCAAGAUGAAUGGUAAAAUAUCACCAGUUUUUCCACACCUUCAUGAUACACUAGUUGGAAGAUCAAAGUUUUUUGACGGCCAUCAACCAGGGAAAUGGUCUGAUAUAAGUGGAUAUGGUUUAGAUGAAGCAUUUAACGACCCAAUGAUUAGUGGUAAUACGACUAGACAUAGCUCACCUAAUCCAUCAAAUGCAAGGGCUGGAAGUGAUACUACAAUUGAAUAUUAUGAACAAAAAGAAUGGGCUUUGCAUAAUCAUAUAAGAAAAGUUUGCAAGCUAUUAGACAACAUUGAACCUGGAUCUGAAUCAAGUGCAAAUGGCUAUAAGUUGAAGGAUUAUGACGACAACUUCUUUUUUGUAACAACUGCCCACAAACUUUAUCUUGUGAAGGCCAAUCCUCUAAUCAUAACAUCUUACACUAUGGAUGAUAUUUUUCCUGUAAAUGAUGUUUCUGUGUGCUCAGAAUACGAAUUAUUGAAGUGCUUGAAUAGAAUUAAUUUUGUUUGCCAUAUCAAAGAAUUUAAUUGUCUAGUUGUCGCAUCACAAUUAGGUUUAAUAUCACUUCUAAAGUUAACUGAAUACAACGGAAUUUACUCUUUUAGGCAAGAGUAUGUUAUUGGCUGGCAUUCACAAGAUCCUGCAUUCCCACGCCCUGAUGAUGACUGUAUCCUUUCUAGAAUCGAAGGCACCCCACAUAUGUGGAGGUGUGAUAUAGAUGAUGUCAGUUUCCCGUUUUUCAAUAUCACUGGUAUUGAUUAUAGCUAUGUUCCGUAUGAUGAUGUAAACGGCAGGGGUGAUUACGCCAUUCUUUAUGUCCUCGCGGAUUCCACUUUACAUAGAUUCAACAUAACAGCUCCUUUAGGAAUUAGUGUUAAAAACUAG